Messenger RNA from Populus euphratica (Euphrates poplar), 735 nucleotides. RefSeq names its product DNA-binding protein S1FA-like. Gene Ontology annotation, cellular component: nucleus. The transcript has 2 exons. Bases 151 to 420 code for a protein of 89 amino acids. The record is from RefSeq and is a predicted model, not a curated record. Gene Ontology annotation, biological process: regulation of DNA-templated transcription. Lineage: Eukaryota; Viridiplantae; Streptophyta; Magnoliopsida; Malpighiales; Salicaceae. Gene Ontology annotation, molecular function: DNA binding.
UUAGAGGGUCAAAAUGAAGUCUUUAAAUAAAUAGCUUCCUUCAAUUUUUGUGGGUUAUAGAUCUGCGCAUCUCUCCUUCCGUUCUAUCAUUCCUCUCUGUAAUCUUCAAAGAGUCCAAUUAGAGGAGCGAGGGUCUGAUCUCUAGCGGCCAUGGCUGACGAUUUCGAGUUCUCUGAUCAAUCUCCUCCUUCCUUCCAGAAUAUGGGGAAUGUGAUCAAGGAUGCUGAGCCUAAAGGGUUAAACCCGGGGUUGAUAGUGCUGCUGGUUAUUGGGGGGUUACUCUUGUCAUUCCUAGUUGGAAACUUUGUACUUUACACAUAUGCGCAGAAGACCCUUCCUCCGAGAAAGAAGAAGCCAGUCUCAAAGAAGAAGAUGAAGAGGGAGAGGCUGAAGCAAGGUGUAUCUGCACCAGGAGAGUGAAAAGUUAAGACUAGUUUUAUGUUAGUCCUCUCCUUGUUGAGCUGUUGUGUUCCGAAUUUCCCCUUGAGCUGUGUCAGUUAUGUUUACCGCUUUCAUAAUUUUAGAAAUUAAAACUACAUAAUUAGAAGUUAGUAUUCUAGUUUUGGGUAGAACAUUAGUUUAAAAAUGACGAUUGUCUUUGUAAUGCGGCCCCUGUCAUGUGAGUCAUCCUCCUCUGCAUUGUUGCCGCUUGUUUCAGGCCUUGUAGAACUACUAAAUAGGCAUUUGAAAACCAAUAAACCACUAAAUUUAUCAAGGAAAAAAGGUUGUUGCUAA